AUGUGGUUAAACCUGCCCAAUCACAAUCGGAUCCUGGCUUUGAAGGGAAAAGAAAAAAGUGUUUUUGAGGACUUUAAGAUAAACAUCAUAGGUGAACGGGAUGAUUCACCCGUUCAUUUCUGUGACAAAUGUGAAUUAGCUUUUAAAAUCUAUGGCCGAAUGAUUCCAUGUAAGCAUACUUUUUGCUUUGACUGUGCUAUUUUAUAUGAGGGAGAUAAAAUAUGUCCAGGCUGUGGUAAUCCUGUGCUGUGAAUUGAGGAGCCAUCACGAGAUUCUGUCUUCAUGUGUAGCAUUGUCCAAGGAUGCAAGAGAACAUAUUUGCCUCAAAGAAACUUACAGGCUCACGUCAACCACCGCCAUAAGGGCGCUGGAAAACCUGACUCUCGUGCUCCCCUUGAAAAAGUUUGUCCUCAAGUUGCCUCACCCCCAGUUGGGAUUUCUGGGUUUCUAAUGUUGCCAAACAAGCACCACGUGAGCCUCAUUCCAUCAAAGCAGCGCACCAUGACGCCACACAAGCACUAUAAUCAGCCACGAGAUCGCAGGGACUCCUCACUUCGUUUACAGCCUCCACCAGUGACCUCUGAUAGACCGUCUCCUCCAGGAUCUUCCCGACCUCAAAAUGAUGGCCCACCUGUAAGUACAUUCCCUCUUUACUAUUAUAAUCCCAACUCUUUAACCCAGUUCACAGAAGUCCAAGAACUCAACCCUCCAUUUACAGAAAUGGAGGGAAAGAGUCCUGGUGUAUUGCCUGUGUGGAGAGGACUGCCACCUCCUCCCCCAGUGCAGAGUCCUUCUCAACUCCACUUCCUGGGUCACAUUGUUCCCAUCAGAUGA
Messenger RNA from Choloepus didactylus (southern two-toed sloth), 834 nucleotides. It is a transcript of the gene CBLL2, whose product is annotated as Cbl proto-oncogene like 2. Lineage: Eukaryota; Metazoa; Chordata; Mammalia; Pilosa; Megalonychidae. The record is from RefSeq and is a predicted model, not a curated record. Gene Ontology annotation, molecular function: ubiquitin protein ligase activity. Gene Ontology annotation, biological process: protein ubiquitination; regulation of cell adhesion.